GUAGUGAAGAUGCUAAAAUCUCUCAUUCACACCUUCCUUUGUCAGGAGACAGUAAUGACCCCCAGUUCCCCAGACCCAGAGACCUGGACCUGAUCCAGUCCACCCCACUAGAAAGCCUAUCUCUGAAGACCCCACCCAGAGUCCUGACCCUCAGUGAUCGGCCUCUUGACUUCCUGGAGGAGGAGGAAGAGGAGCAGCAGCAGCAGCAGCAGCAGCUGCGGCCACAAGCACGAGUACGUCGGGAACGAUCAGCCAGCGAGAACGCCUCGGCCCGUCACAACACUCAGAUGAUGCGCAGCGAUUCUGCAGCAGCGCGAACCCCUCCCCCCCUCCCACCGCCCACCCACCCUUUGCCCCCUCUCACCGCGGCCGAAGAGGAACACAACCUGUACAGCGCUAGCGGUGUUCUCUCUUUCCUCCAGUCCACGACACGCCGGGCCUACCAGCAGGUCCUGGAGGUCCUGGACGAAAACCCCAGCAGCAAACCAUCACUGCGAGGGGGGGCGGCCUCGAGCUCCAUCCCCCUGCAGGACUCCAGGCUUGCACUUUCAACACUUGACUCUUCAAUGGAUGCGGGCCCUGAUGACAUGACUGUGGUCGAUGCGACAACGCUGCGACGUCAGCUCAUCAAGUUGAACCGGAGACUUCAGCAUCUGGAGGAGGAGAACAAGGAGCGUGCGAAGCGAGAGAUGAUCCUGUACUCCGUCACCGUGGCUUUCUGGCUGGUCAACACCUGGGUGUGGUUGAGACGUUAGAGCUGCGUUCCCUCCGUCACCGAGACAGAAGAACGUACCAUCCCUUACUCUAUGUGUCAAAUAUUAGCUAUACUCGCUGCACUCAGUCCCUGUGUGAGGACAUCCCACAUGUACACGGCUUGCUCCACACAGGGCGUACUCUUUUUCUUUGAUUUGGUUUAUUUAAUACAUGUACAGUUUUAUUUUUUUACGCUUAUGUCAUCCUGUCCCAUGUUGUCCUAUGUUUUGUUUUUAUUACAAAUCUUCUCGCUCAACGCUAAAGCAUGACUUGUUGUAAAUAUUUGUCCGUGUCACCAAGAGAAAUAAGUCAUUCAGAAAAGCAUAGUUUACCAAAAUAUGUACAAUAGCGCUUCAGUGUGGGGGUGCAAACAUGUUGGAUAUUUAUUGGAAAGAGAGUAAUAUGUGACCUGAACUGGGAAAUGUAAAACAAUUUAGUAAAACCAUACGUAU
Notothenia coriiceps (black rockcod) is the source of this 1205-nucleotide messenger RNA. RefSeq names its product mitochondrial fission factor a (gene mffa). Lineage: Eukaryota; Metazoa; Chordata; Actinopteri; Perciformes; Nototheniidae. The annotation marks the transcript as partial. Gene Ontology annotation, cellular component: peroxisome; mitochondrial outer membrane. The record is from RefSeq and is a predicted model, not a curated record. The transcript is spliced from 6 exons. Gene Ontology annotation, biological process: positive regulation of mitochondrial fission.